Messenger RNA from Penicillium egyptiacum, 522 nucleotides. The record is from the annotation of a GenBank genome assembly. NCBI's taxonomy places the organism in Eukaryota, Fungi, Ascomycota, Eurotiomycetes, Eurotiales, Aspergillaceae.
AUGACCUCCAAAACAUGUGCCCGGCAAUGGGUCAUCAGUGGUGUCUUGCUAGAAUAUUAUAGUGGUGGUUCUUUGCAGCAUAUACUCGAUGGGCAACGUAUAGAAGCUUUUCCAUGGGAGCGGUGGCCCAUCCAGAUCGGCACUGCCUUGCAUCAUUUUCACAUGGCAAAGAAGACUUACAUGGACCUGAAACCUUCAAACCUCGUGAUCAACGGAGAUGGCGACGCGGUUUUGAUCGAUGUGAGCGGCAUUGGUAGAAUCACGCAUGAGUGGCGGGCACCGGAGAUCUGGGACGAAAUCUCUCCACUGGAGCUCUCACUCCAAGUGCGUCAAUUGAAUGACACAUGGGCUUAUGGAAAGCUUCUUCUACUCCUCGCCUCAAGCGCUGGAAAUAGCCCUUUCGUGUCUACUUUGAAGGAUGUAUCACCUCGUCUCACCGAAGAUGAUGUUCAGACUAGGUGGACUAUAUCUGAUACAAUCUGUCCCUUGGAAUCUGUUCAACUGGUUGACAAAUGGAAUUGA